AUGUCCGCUGCCACUCCCAACUUCGAGCUGGGCCGUGAGCCCCUCGCUGCAUCGCAAGAGCAGCAACAACAACAACAUUCUCUCGCCCACCACGACGAUGAAAAGAAGGGCGCCCUCGCCUCAUCAGACGACAGCGACUCUGACCGCAAUGGCGGCAUCGAUGGCGAGAACCCCACGUCGACUGCGACUGCCAAGCGCAAGUACGGCCAGCUCUCGGGUGUCGCCCUCAUCUUCGCGUGUGGAGCAUCGCUCUUCUCUGAUGGUUACGUCAACGCUAUCGCUGGUCCGGUCAACACGAUGAUCACAAAGUACUCGUACGCAGACGCGCCUGCCGAUGAGCUCAAGCGCUUUACGACGCUUUUCCCUUCGAUGGCUUUCGUGGGGACCGUCGUCGGUAUGCUGUCAUUUGGAGUUCUCGCCGAUACCAUUGGCCGCAAGUGGGGCAUGCUCGUCUGCUCCGCGGGCCUCAUCCUCUUCUCUAUCCUCGCCGCAGGAGCAUGGGGAGCUGGUGGCUCGACCGGCGGCCUCUUCGCAGCUCUGAUCGCCUAUCGCUUCCUCAUUGGCAUCUUCAUCGGCGGUGAAUACCCCUGCGGUUCAGUCGCCUGCGCCGAGAACACGGAGCAGGACAACAUCAAGAAAACGCGCCAGCAAGCAUGGUUCGUCCUUGCCACCAACUCGUGCAUCGACGUCGCCUUCAUUCUCGCCCCCUUCAUUGCCUUGAUCCUCGUCUGGAUCACGGGCGAAGGCGACCUCAACCCCGCAUGGCGAGUUCUCUUGGGUCUGGGCGCCAUCCCUCCCCUCUCGCUCCUCUUCUUCCGUGCCCGCAUGCGCGAGCCCGACUCGUACAAGAAGGCCGCCAUCCGCAAGAAGCUGCCCUGGUGGAUCAUCAUCAAGAAGUACUGGGUCCGCCUCACCGCCGUCUCCCUCGUCUGGUUCGCAUACGACUUUGUCUCCUACCCGGCCGGAAUCUACUCGUCCUUCAUCACCACCGAGCUCUUCCCCGACGCCGGGCUCAAGACGAACCUCGCCUUCUCCAUUGCCAUCUCCGCCUUCUACCUCGGCACGUUUGUCGGUGCGGCCGUCAUCGACAGGCUGGGCCCCAAGUACACGAUCAUGCUCUUCCUCGCGCUGCAGGCCGUCUUCGGCUUCGCCCUCGCAGGAGCAUUCGGGUACUGGCGCAACCACGUCGGCGGCUUGAUCGCCAUGACUGGUCUCUACAUUGCCUUUGGUGAGGCUGGACCCGGAAAUUGCCUAGGCUUGCUCGCAUCCAAGGCCGUAGCCCCUACUGCCGUGCGAGGACGAUUCUACGGCAUUGCCGCUGCCAUUGGCAAGGUCGGCGCCUUCGUUGGCACGUACACCUUUACGCCGCUGCAGGAGCGCUUCCCCGAGGACAGCGACAACUACUACGCUGCGCCCUACUACGUCGGCUCGGCCCUCGCUGUUGUGGCCUUCUUCCUCGUCUUGUUCUUCGUCCCGGCAGUGCAGACGGAUGGAAUCAGGAAGAUGGACGAGGAGUUCCUCACGCUCCUUCGCGAGAGCGGCUACGACAUGGACAAUGUAGGUUUGGACUCGACGAGCACGGGAGAGACGAUCGAGAGUGCCAACAAUGCGCCGCAUGUCACGCACAAGGAGCACUGA
Molecule: messenger RNA, 1638 nt
Organism: Jaminaea rosea
Lineage: Eukaryota; Fungi; Basidiomycota; Exobasidiomycetes; Microstromatales
Product: MFS general substrate transporter
Exons: 2
Coding region: 1-1638 (545 amino acids)
Biological process (GO): carboxylic acid transport; transmembrane transport
Cellular component (GO): plasma membrane
Molecular function (GO): carboxylic acid transmembrane transporter activity
Source: RefSeq, a predicted model, not a curated record